UGCGACACCGUAUACCGUAUACCGUCUACCGACCAUUCGCCAUCUUCCCUAGUCAUGAAAUUUUACAAGUCUGCGGGGUAUAGAAUGAGAAGGGCCAAGAUUGUGGGGACCGCAAUUUGUGAUGCAAUGGAAAAUCGGUGACUGAGAACUGAGAUUGAUCUAAUUCCUCUGAUUUCCUGAAGUCAGUUUGAGUUUGAGAGGCUCACUUGCUGCGUAAAAACGUCAAGUGCAUUGCUUCUAGACGUUGACAACUGCACGCUCUUGCCGGUCAGGAAGCUGAGUUCGCGAUUCCUGCAAUUGACGGAAGGAGAUCGGAUAUGGCCACGGACAAUUCAGUAGAGGUUCCGGACGUUGACGUUGAUUUGCCAUCGUGCGACGGAUGUCGGAAGCGCAAGUUACGAUGUUCUCGGGAAUGGCCGACGUGCGCACACUGCAGGCGACUGGCCUCCGAAUGCACAUACGAGUACCAGAGAAAGAAACCGGGCCUCAAAGGCGGCGCCGUCGAUGCUCUGAGCCGUCGUGUUGAAGCUUUGGAGAAAUUUGUCUUUGAAGCCCCGGAGAGGGUUAGUUCGAUAUCCACAACUAGUGAAGCAUCUGAGCAUCCUGUUCCAAAUGUUGCUGCUAUAUCCAAUAACACCCCCGAUUUGGGUGGGAUUCUAUCCGUGCUAACUCAGGAAAUACGUCACCUCAAUUCCAGCCUGUCUACACCUUCCGCAAGAACAACGCAUUCGGAUACGUCUUCGCCAUCCGUUGUUUAUGAUACUAUUCAACAAGAAGCGCAUACUUUGCAAUCACAACGUCCAAGGAAAAGAGCGCGUGUGAAUGGCCAUAGUUGUCAAAUCCCUUCUGAAGACUACAACAUUAACCCUCAUCCGCUUCUUUCAAGACUCGAUUUCAUUGAACUGUUGUUAGACGCAUACUUUGCAAACGUACAUCCGUGGAUUCCUAUUUUGCACGAAACAAGGUUUCGAAGUAAACUUGCUGACCGAAAGUAUCUUGAUCAAUCCUUGAUUAUUCUCCAUGCGAUUCUUGUAUCCGCCUUGAGGUUAAUUGAGAAGAGCCCCUUGGUCCCGAUUGUCGACAUUCAGGAUGAAGUUAGGAGAUCAAGAGCCUACAUCACGUUCAACGCGAUGAGUGAUUUGACGGUAGAGAAUCUGCAAGCUCUUGUAAUCAUUGCCUUUAUCGACAUUGGUCAAGGCGAAACGACCAAAGCCUGGUCAUCCAUUGGAUCUCUCGCAAGAACCGUUCAAUAUCUCCACCUCAGUGUAGAAGAGACGAAUCUUGUUAAACCUGCUGCGUUACUAUCAAACCUUCCCUCUUUACAACCCCCAUGUGACUGGAUAGAAGAAGAAGAGCGCAGAAGACUUUUUUGGAACGUCUUUGUCCUCGAUAGGUUUUGCUCCAUCACUACUGGAUGGAACGUUAGUCUCACUGCGGAUGAUGUCUGCAGAAGAUUACCCAUCGAUGGGGGCCUUUGGAAAAGAAACCAGUCGGCAGUGACACCGUACCUUGGAAUCUGGGAUCAUUCUGCUGCGAAAAUUGGCCAUACGAUCACUUACCUCCCCUCGAAGUACGAUGAGAUAAAGAGGUUUUCCGAAUCGAAUUCUUUUGACCGGAAUAGUACAACGAAUAGCACAGGAGAUCGUCAAAAUAACGCCGCCGAUUCCUCGGGCAUGUCCAACAUUGGCGCUUUCGCAUACUAUAUAGAGUCGGUUGAGUCACUAAGCCGCAUUAACACCUACUUCAUCCAACAAAAAGUCGAUUUGACAAAUCGACAAGAAGUUUCGAGUUGGCUGACACGGUUCAAGGAGUUGGACCUCCGUCUGGUCCACUGGAAAAUGUUCUUGCCACAACGAUGGAAGAGCCCAAACAAUAAUCCGGCUAGUCAGGUUACAAGCACUGCUAUGGAUCCUAACAUGACCCUAGCACAUAUCACCCAUAACAUGUCGUCCAUUCUACUACAUCAACGAAUCGGAUACCCGAGCGACGAUCUAUUGCAUUUGAAUUUACCUAGUGCAUGCAGUGCGGAUACUUGCUUUGUAGCAGCGACGGAAACUGCUAACAUUACAACCAAGUAUCUAAACUAUGCCCCCGCGAGACUGGUCUUUGCACCACAUUUUGCUGUCUGCAUCUUUGUCAGUGCAAAGGUUCUUCUAUUACAUUCAAUACACUACAAGAUGGAUCUUGCACUAGAAUUUUGGAUACUCAUUGAGGCCUUGGAGGCGAUGAGCUCAAGAUGGAUUGGCCCUGUGAUUCAAGUGGAACCCGACACGAUCCCUUUCGCUCGCUCUUUAGCGAUGCAGUUAAGGCAGCUUCACAGCCUUUGUAUGAAGGACCCAGGAAACCACGCUUUGGCUUCCUUCAAUCAGGUAUCUCCGCGAAUUGGGCAUGAUUAUAGGGCCACAUUAGCGCCAUAUGGCCCAAUGAGACAGUAUCGAGAGGGUGAAAACAAUACUACACAUACCGGUGUCCGAUUAAACCCCAUGGAGCCGAUAGGCCUCGACUACUCAAACUCAUCCCCCAACUUUUCAUUCGGGGUAGAUUCUCAGCAGCAUUCGCCACCGAUCAGGCGCAAUUCCCAGGUUCCUAUCAUGGACACAGCAACGGACGAGCUUUCGCUAAUUUCUCAAGGCUUCAUGGACCAGCAUUUUCUGGAAAUGAACCGCAUUAUCAAUUUUGACGACUUUAUGUUUAAUACUGAAGAUACUGGAUUUUCUGGCAUUAGUAGCAUGUAAAAUC
Aaosphaeria arxii CBS 175.79 is the source of this 2739-nucleotide messenger RNA. RefSeq lists its product as uncharacterized. Gene Ontology annotation, cellular component: nucleus. The record is from RefSeq and is a predicted model, not a curated record. Gene Ontology annotation, molecular function: zinc ion binding; DNA binding; DNA-binding transcription factor activity, RNA polymerase II-specific. The transcript is spliced from 9 exons. Bases 318 to 2735 code for a protein of 805 amino acids. NCBI's taxonomy places the organism in Eukaryota, Fungi, Ascomycota, Dothideomycetes, Pleosporales. Gene Ontology annotation, biological process: regulation of DNA-templated transcription; DNA-templated transcription.